AUAAGCUUUACAUUGCAACAAGGACAGGGACAAGACAUGGCCCGCAGUGCGACUCGCGUGAUUUUCGGCAUGCGCCGGCGCAGGUAGUGGUUUAUUUACAAGCGCACCCCCGCGCCGGCCGCACGUCUGCUCUGCGUCUUCACUCCGCGUUUGUUUACACGCACGUGUUCAGUUUCUUAAUACCACACCGACGAUAUUGACCUAUUUAGUGUUACUAGUUCAAUUUCUAAACAAAUGCUCAAAAUCUCUUUGUAUAAAGAUUUGCAAAAAACUCGUUCGUCAUCAAAAUAUGCCUGAUAUACAACGACAGGAGCGGAGCAAUGACGACGUGACAUCGAGCCGACUUAUUGCGAACGCUGGUAGAAGAUGACAAGGGUGGGUCGACGAGCUCACGAUGGCUCCGGACGCAAACUACGAGGAGGUGGAGCGGCUCAACGCGGAGGACUACGAGCCCAGAGUGCACCAGGGCAGGAGGAUCCUGCCCGAGCUGACGGCGCCCGCGCAGGCCUGGAUAGAGAACGAAGACCUAGACCGUUCCGACAGCGUCCACAACAGCCCCGGCGAGAAUCGACGACUUCUGAGCCCUCAGGUUCACCAACCGGUGCCAAAGCACAAGUCACGCCUACAAGCGGGCCUCACGCUCGGCGUAUCUAACACUCCCAAAAGACACGCAAAAUGCCCUCAAACUCCAAAAUGUGUCAAAAAGCAGAAAACCAAAUAUCAGAAGAGACGAGAAAAGCUUCUCGCUAUCCUCAAACCUCCAUACUUCAUAGUCUCCAUGAUCUUUUUUAUCGUAUGCAUCCACAUUUGGCUGCCCGAGGACGCGCGCGCCUACCUGCGGUGGACGCCGGGCGCGUGGUGGCGCGAACCGUGGCGGCUGCUCACCUACGGCUUCGUACACGCCGGCGCCGUGCACCUGGCCCUCAAUGCAGUCGUGGCCCUCGCUGUGGGGUGGUGCCUGGAGCGCGAGCAGGGCUGGUGGCGCGUGGUGUGCGUGUGGUGCGGCGGCGUGGCGGCGGGCGCGCUGGGCGCGGGCGCGCUGCAGCCGCGCGUGCAAGUCGUGGGCGCCUCCGCCGCCGUGUAUGCGCUGCUCACGGCGCACCUGCCCAACGUCUGUCUGAGGUUCGGGCACAUUCCAUUAUGGUGGUUCCGUCCGCUGAGCGUGGUGGUGCUGGGCGCGUCGGAGGCGUGCUGGGCGGCCGCGGGCGCGCCGCCCGUGCCCGCGCGCGCCGACCAAGUGGCCUGGUCCGCGCACGUGCUUGGCGCCGUCGUCGGCGUGCCCAUCGCCUUCAUUGUUUUCCAUGGUGAGAACGACUCGACCUUAUUCAUAAAGGUGUGCCGCGUUCUUUCGGCGCUGGUGCUGACGGCAGGCAUUAUCGCCGCGGCGCUACACUUCACGCUCUGGCACGACGUAGACUAUUGAUAUUGGCUGAGUUUGCUGCUCCAAAUCGACAUGGGAUCAUCAAGGCCACCUCUGAAGACAAGCUUCGUCAAAAUGACUUGGUGAGAAACGAAAUUAUAUCGACCAAAUCAUCAGAAGAACUUCAGAAAAUUAUGAAUGAUGCUAUGAAGAAGUAGAUGAUGUUUAGAAAUAGUUGUAUUUUGAUGCACUCUAAAUGAAAUUGAAAGUGGUAUGAACAUGAUUGUUUGACCACUUUGAGCUAAUUCGACUGACUACUUACUGAUAUGUUAAGUUGUUAAGGCACAUUUUUAUCAUCAAGUCAUUGUCAUGAUACGCGCCACAAGCAGAAAAGAAUGCCUAUUUCACUGUCAUUCAAAACUCUUUCAAACAAGACCGAAUUUAUUAAGAGUGGGCGCUUUUCAUGGCAUCCAUGAUAAGUACUAAUAUAAUAAAUUGGUGCCAUACGAUAAUAAUAAGAAAGAUUAUGACGCUUUAGGUAACGAAACAAGUUUGCCUCUGUAAAUAACUUUAAUUCGUAAGUAAAAUUUAUUUUAUAAAUAUCGUAAGAAGUAGUUGUAUUUAAGUUUGAACGAUUUCUAUGAAAUCUUUUAAUUGUUUUGCAUCAAAACAUUGGCUCGUGAUUGUUGUAAGGUAGUUGUAUAAAAUGGUGCAAUGUGAAUAUUUACUUGGUAUCGACGCCUGCAGUGGUGCAGCUUUCGUCUUGACCGCACAACUUAUUAUGCUUACAAAAUCGUGGCGAGGCAUUUAAAUGAAGUAUCCUAUCACUAAAAUUCAAAUGAAAAGGUUAAUAAAAAUGUAAUAUGUAUAAAUGAACUUAUUGACGAGAAUGGAGGAAGCUCCGCAUACGCCUCACAAUACAAAAUAUCAAAAUCUCUCUCUCUCUCUCUCUCUUUCUCUGCUAAGGGAAACUGUACUUCAAGAAGAUAGAAGUGAUAAAUGCGUGCCAUAAGUUGACACAAUUGUGAUAACAAGCGUCGGUGUUUAUGUUAACCAAAGAAAUAUUUAUUUCUAGUCGUUUAAGUUACUUUUAAUAGUCUCAAAUUUUGUAACAUUUUCACAUGUUAGUCAUUGAAAAUGAAAACGCUCUUUUAUGUUGAAAUAUUUAAGUAUAGUUGAACAUUUUAACAAAAAUUAAGUUAUCUGGUUUAUCAGACCCUGGAAGGGUUUUUAACGGAGUGAGAUAACGCAAACAUAUCUUUUGUACUGUAUUUGUAAAAAAUAUUCCUUGGAGUUUGUAUAUUGUACAUUAAAUAUUAAGAUUUUUUUAUAUUUCAAACAAUGUGCAUCAAAAAAGAUAUUAAGUAUACAAUUUGUCAUUCUCUACUGACCAAAGGUGCCUAAAGUUUUUUAAAUGUUUCUAUAGAUAUUGAUGACCUCACAGAUAAAA
Ostrinia furnacalis (Asian corn borer) is the source of this 2810-nucleotide messenger RNA. Its product is annotated as rhomboid-related protein 1. NCBI's taxonomy places the organism in Eukaryota, Metazoa, Arthropoda, Insecta, Lepidoptera, Crambidae. Gene Ontology annotation, molecular function: serine-type endopeptidase activity. The coding region runs from base 395 to 1423 and encodes 342 amino acids. The record is from RefSeq and is a predicted model, not a curated record. The transcript is spliced from 6 exons. Gene Ontology annotation, cellular component: membrane.